AUGCCAGAACCAAACAGCAUGAUUAGUGGCACUCAGGGAGUGGCCACUGCCUCCUCAGAUGCUCGAAAGGCCAGGAAACUUGCCUUAGCUGAAGGCUACAUGGGCAGGAACCCUUGCGGGAUGCAGGGUCCUGAGAUGGCCACUCGACCACUCCUUGCUCAGAAAGUCAAAGUUAACCUGGGAUCCACUGUCCUGAACCCGGCAGAGCAUCCGCAUUCUGAUCUGAGAGGCUUCUUGAAGCCUGUGGCUGGGCCACCCUCGAUCAAAAUCUGGGGCUCAGUCCAUAGGCUUGGUGAGGCCCAGACUGCUGCAGACAUCCAGGCUGAGAUCGCAACCCUUAAGCGGAAGCUGGCAGAAGCCGAAGCUGCAGUAGCAGACCAUGAGGCUACCAAACAUCGAUCAACUUCUGUGGCUCUGGGGCCACACCCCUUAUUUUCUGCUGAGCCUCAUGCUUCCGGCGUGUCCUGUGGCCACGUGGUGUUCACUAGUAAUGCACGAACCUCUGUGCUUCAUCCGGCUUCUCAGAUAGAGCCUGGCAGCUAUCUAGAAGCUGCAUUUAAGCAACUGACUGGUGGUGGGGAUGAGCCACCCGGUGACUCCCCACCCUCUAGUGAUUCCUCUUCAGACUCUUCGAGUUCAGAUGAUGAAUCCAGUGAUAGUACAUCAUCUGGGAAUGGUAGACAGGGUGCUAGAAGGCAUCAUCAUGCUAAGAAGAAGAACUCUAGGGUUCCUGUGUUGAAACCUAGAGAACCUUCAACUUACGAUGGAAAAUUCGAUGUACAGGAAUUUCACAAGUUCAUGAGAGAGAUGACUGAGUAUAUUGAUGAGACACUCUUUCUUAUGGCUGGUGUCUCGUUGAAUCAAGAGUGCAUAGACAAGCUCUGGACUGGGCUAAAUGCUUAUAUUCAGAAGGGCCUCUGGCUACAAAAGCUAAUGCCAAUGCACUCUAGUUGGGAGGAUGUUCGCAAAAAUGCAGAAACACUCGAAAUUGCAGAACAUGUAGGCUCUCCUCAGAAACCUCAGGGUUUGAAGGGGGAUGGAGUCCCUCCCCCACAAGGCCCACCUGGAGGACCUAAGCCAGAUGCUAACGGAAAGGUCAAACCUUUCAAUAAGUGA
This is a messenger RNA of Laetiporus sulphureus 93-53, 1116 nucleotides long. RefSeq lists its product as uncharacterized. The transcript has 3 exons. NCBI's taxonomy places the organism in Eukaryota, Fungi, Basidiomycota, Agaricomycetes, Polyporales, Laetiporaceae. Bases 1 to 1116 code for a protein of 371 amino acids. The record is from RefSeq and is a predicted model, not a curated record.